Helianthus annuus (common sunflower) is the source of this 1479-nucleotide messenger RNA. RefSeq names its product cytochrome P450 76T24. The coding region runs from base 1 to 1479 and encodes 492 amino acids. Lineage: Eukaryota; Viridiplantae; Streptophyta; Magnoliopsida; Asterales; Asteraceae. The record is from RefSeq and is a predicted model, not a curated record. The transcript is spliced from 2 exons. Gene Ontology annotation, molecular function: oxidoreductase activity, acting on paired donors, with incorporation or reduction of molecular oxygen; iron ion binding; heme binding.
AUGGAGCUCCCGACCAUUGUUUUCUUCACCAUUGUUUUCCUCUUCUUCCUAGUCCAUGGCCUCGACCUAUACCAUAAAAGGCGAAUGCCACCCGGCCCUGCGGGCCUUCCCAUAAUCGGAAACCUUCUCGACAUUGGACCAAAACCCCACGAGUCACUAGCCAAGCUCUCUCUUAAACACGGUCCACUUAUGACCAUCCGUUUGGGCAGUGUCACGAGUGUGGUGGCAUCCACACCCGAUGCCGCCAGAGAAAUCCUACAACGUCAUGACGACGUCUGCUCUGGCCGCAUGAUCCCAGACGCUGUCACUGCAUUGGAGAACCAUAACAUGGCGGUCCUGUGGAUCUCAGCCAACGAAGACUGGCGAACCAUCAGAAGAGCCCUCAACACAUACCUCACCCACCAACACAAACUCGACACUCUUCGCGAUCUUCGUCAGAAUGUCGUGGAAGGGAUGCUAGAGUUCCUUAGGGCGUCCGCACUCAAAAACGAGUGUGUUAAUAUAGGAAAGUUGGCAUUUGCAGUUGCCCUAAACCAGAUAUCCAACACAUGCAUUUCACAAAACGUGACCACUUACGAGUCCGAUGAUACCGGUGGUUUUAAAACCGCGGUGAAGACAAUAAUGGAGGUGGCCGGGAAGGUUAACAUAGCCGACAUAUUCCCGGUAUUGAAGCCAUUGGACCCGCAGAACAUACGAAGACAAGCCAAGGCUGCUUAUGGAUGGUUUGAUCAUGUGAUACUAGGUUUCAUAAACGAGAGAAUAAAGCAUCGGGAGUCGAAGCUGCCUAGGUUUGGUGACAUGUUGGAUUCGUUGUUAGAUUACAGUGAAGAUAAUGUAGCGGACUUUAAUCUCAUACACAUCAAAAUUUUACUAGUGGAUUUGUUCUUAGCGGGUACAGAAACAAGCUCAAGUACAACAGAAUGGGCGAUGACCGAACUAUUUCUUAACCCUGAUAUGUUCGCAAAAGUUCGAAAAGAAGUUUCUAGCAUAGUAGGAGAAGAUGGAAAAAUCAAUGAAGAGAAAAUCCUCGACUUACCAUAUUUGCAUGCUGUCAUCAAAGAAACAAUGCGACUUCAUUUGUCUGUGCCUCUAUUAGCGCCUCACAAAACGGAGAACCAAGUUAAACUUGGUGACUAUAUUGUGCCAAAAAACAUACAAAUCCUUGUGAACGUAUGGGCCAUGGCACGAGACCCAAUGUAUUGGGAAAAUCCAUUGAGCUUCAUGCCCGAAAGGUUUUUGAAAAGCGAAGUUGACUAUAAGGGUCAACACUUCCAGUUUUUACCAUUUGGAUCUGGUCGAAGGAUGUGUCCUGGAAUACCCUUGGCUCACAGGGUGGUCAGUUUAAUGGUGGCAUCAUUUGUGUAUCAUUUUGAUUGGAAACUUAGUCAUCCUAGAGAAGAGAUGGACAUGAAUGAUAUUUUUGGCCUAGCCUUGCUAAGAGCAACACCACUUGUUGCAUACCCUAUUUCAACCAAAUAA